CACUAUUAAAGUAGAUUGCAAGGCAGCUAAGGAUGUAUUAACAAAAGAUGUCAAAAAUCUAGCAGCUAAACAUAUUUUUGCAAGAUGGCAAGCUUUUCUAUCCAUAUUUGAUUUUGAAAUUAUUCAUAUUAAAGGAACUGACAAUUCUAUUGCAGAUUUUUUAACACGAGAAUUUUUGCAGGGAAGAUGACAGACAAAGGAAAGGAAGCAGAAAAGAUCUCUUUGAGAUCACAAAGUUCACAAACAAAUUUGACAAAAUUACAAUUAUUUACUCCAGGACAUAGUUCUGUCCAAAAUAUCACGGGACAGUUAUCUGUACCCAGACCAUUAUAUACAAAUACUACUAGUAUAAUAAAUAGACCCAUUGGUCAUAUAUCAAGUGCUUUGAUCACACAACCACAUUAUGCAAGACCAAGAUCGCCCAGACCUCAUUUUACUUCAUUUAACAAAUUUAGCCCAUUACAGGCAGUACCAAUAACCCCAUCCACAUUUAAACAGGCUGUCACCAACACCUCAUCUCCAAGCUACACAAUACCUACAAGCCCAUCUUCUUCAAGCCAAACUGAUUUAACCCAAUAUAAAUAUAAGCCCAUUGAAGACCAGAUUAUUACCAUAGAACCAGAAUAUUGGGCACAAAACCCUCAUUUAAAUGAAUACCAACUUUGUGAAACCAUUUUUCCCAAAACUCAUUACUACAUCCCUGACAAUUUCCAAAAAUCCCAAAUCUAUUAUGAAGCCAUUCUCACCCACACAAAUUCUAUCCUCAUACAAAACAAUUUUGAUCCUCAUAAUCAUACCAAACUCAGAUAUUGCAAAGUGAGGCUACUCAAGGUAUGGACUCUUACUGAGUGGGGACAAGAACCCCAUAAAACAAAAGAAUUUACUUAUACCAAUGGACAAUUGAGACAAAAUGCAAAAUAUAAUUAUUAUGAUUAUCAAUUUGCUUGGGAAAGAACAUUUUUCAAGCAAAAUGAACAAUUAUCCAUAUCUUUCUUCUUUUAUAUCUCUGACAAUUUUACUUAUCCUAUUCCAUUUUGGUUUCACCAAUGGUGGAACAAAUUUGGUAUCCAUGAUGAUAUUAUCCCAGAUCAAAUUAAACCUGCUAAAACCCAAUUUUUUGAUAAACAGCAAUUACCAGAAACCAUUAUUUGCUCUCCCCAGUGGCUUAUUUACUCCCAUUACUUUCAUAUACCUUGGAUUUUCAUGACUGAAUAUCAUAUUAAAGACCAAGUCAUUGACAAUUUCCAAAUUCCCAUGAUAGUCAGAAAAUACAAAACUAAAUGGUGGACUAAAACUAAUCUCCAAGGUUGCUGCCAAAUAGCAGUAGACCAGUUUUUUGUAAACAAUCCACAAUAUUGCAAAACACCUAGCCCAGCCGUUAUUACCAAACAAGAAACCUUUUUAGCCCGAAAACAACAAAUUAUGGCACAUAUGGCUGCCUGUACCUCCGAACAAGAAUAUGAAAAAUUACUUGAAGAAUUAAAAGAAACAAGGAGUACUGCAGCAUCACCAUCACCAAUCGACUUAUCUGAUGACAAUGAUGAUUUUUUUACACAAGCAGAGAUAUAA
Manihot esculenta (cassava) is the source of this 1569-nucleotide messenger RNA. RefSeq lists its product as uncharacterized. Lineage: Eukaryota; Viridiplantae; Streptophyta; Magnoliopsida; Malpighiales; Euphorbiaceae. The record is from RefSeq and is a predicted model, not a curated record. The coding region runs from base 187 to 1569 and encodes 460 amino acids. The transcript has 2 exons.